AUGUACGUGUGCCUGACCAUAGCCGUUCAUGCAGUCCGCUCCUGGCUACGGCCAUCUUUGCACAUUCCGCGUCCGAAUGAGGACAGGAUCUCUCAGCCUGCGGCGCGAGACCACCUGCAACGGGAGCCGCCUUCAGGUUGCACUCGCGUGGACGUCCCUUGCCGCAUGAAGGGAAGCCAUACCCAUCUCGCGAGGAUACUCGUGUUGAAGGAGGAAGAAGUGUGCCAGUAUAUGUCUCAUUACGGUAGAAGCGGGGUGUAUGACGACUCUGCGUCAGUCAUGUCUGCACGUGCAGGGUUUCAGAUGUUUGCGAGUAUGGUGUUGUGGUUUUUGGGAGGUGAUGCACUAAAGCAGCUUGACGAGCGGCCUACUCGGUUCAGGGCGCGCCUCAAGAACGCAUUUCUUAAAAUUGACCCAAACAUUGGCACUGCACUGGCGGGCAUGGCCUAUGCGGUAGGCAAACUGGAAAGGGACGCACCGGACUUCUGCGUCGUAUACUACUUGCUGCUGCUUGAGGCAGCCAUGCAUAACCUGUUCAAACAAGGUUUAGAAGAUGAUAUGAUCACAGUGAUUCAGGAGUCAGCCUCGUUUCAGACUGUGGACUAUAUGUUGUGUGAGCAAUUGAAGAGAUCGGGCGUGCGAUACGACGGAGAUCUGAAAAGGGACUUGGAGAUCGGGCUGAUUAGGGCAAAGGGUGUCGCGGCCUUUUUACGAACGUGGGAGUCUGCGUCCAACACUGCAGUUCUUACAUCCUUUUGA
This is a messenger RNA of Verruconis gallopava, 759 nucleotides long. RefSeq lists its product as uncharacterized. The record is from RefSeq and is a predicted model, not a curated record. Lineage: Eukaryota; Fungi; Ascomycota; Dothideomycetes; Venturiales; Sympoventuriaceae. The transcript has 2 exons. Bases 1 to 759 code for a protein of 252 amino acids.